Portunus trituberculatus (swimming crab) is the source of this 309-nucleotide messenger RNA. Its product is annotated as peroxidase-like. Gene Ontology annotation, molecular function: peroxidase activity; heme binding. Gene Ontology annotation, biological process: response to oxidative stress. Bases 1 to 309 code for a protein of 102 amino acids. NCBI's taxonomy places the organism in Eukaryota, Metazoa, Arthropoda, Malacostraca, Decapoda, Portunidae. The record is from RefSeq and is a predicted model, not a curated record. The transcript is spliced from 2 exons.
AUGGCAGAGAAGGCGCUCCCGGGGGGUCUGAUUGGGCCUACUUUCGCUUGCAUUCUCUCUGACCAGUUCAUCAGGGCUAAGAAAGGCGACAGAUUUUGGUACGAGAAUGAAGGAGAGGCUGGGAGCUUCACUAAAGCUCAACUAAAGACACUGCACGAGGUUUCCCUGGCAAGAGUGAUGUGCGAUAACUUCCCUGAGGUUGAGAGACUGCAGAGAUGGCCCCUGCAGCUGGCCGGGGUGCAGAACCCUAUCGUCUCCUGUGACUCCCUGUGCAUUCCUCAUCUGGACCUCACUGCCUGGAAACCCUAA